Fraxinus pennsylvanica is the source of this 399-nucleotide messenger RNA. NCBI's taxonomy places the organism in Eukaryota, Viridiplantae, Streptophyta, Magnoliopsida, Lamiales, Oleaceae. The record is from the annotation of a GenBank genome assembly.
AUGGUGAUGGGAUCAUAUGCAAAACCCUCCUACCAAAAACUGAGGCCAGAAGUUUGGUUUAAUGAAGAUGGUGAUUAUCAUGAUAUUGAUAUCAGAGAGAAAGUGACCAGACGGUUGAGAAGCAGCCGGUUCAGAAAGGUGCAUAUCAGGAGAAAACUGAGGAUAAAAAUUCCAAGUUUGAAGAGAUUCUUGAGUAGAAAAGCAAGGCUGGUGAAGAUUGCUUGGGGUAAGAUUUUGAGAAGAUUGAGGGAAAGUCAAUCCCAUUUUGGUGAUCUUUUUGCUGGAAAUUAUCUCUUCACGCAAGUUACUCCAACCCCAUUGAAGGGUGCUGAUACUAGGUAUUCUCUUCCCAAGAUAUUGCAUGACCAAUCCCGACGGUCAUCUGUGAUACAGUACUGA